AGUGCGGUUCGUCGGGUUUUCAGUCGCGUAAAUUUGCGUUAAAAAGUGUUCUUAAUUAACGAAAAAUGUGCAAACGGAGUGCCCAAGAUGUUGUUCUGCAGCAGAGCCAAGACGGCUAAUUAAUGCACAAAGCUGUUUAACAACAAUAAUAACAACAACUACAAUUGCAGAGAUCUAAUAAAAAUCGUCGUCAUGAAUCGCCGCAAUUUGCAUUGAGAAAGUGUUGCAUACUUUUCGCGUUUCGCGUUCGCGUGUGUCUCAGUUAUAUAUUUUUGUGUGUUUCCGAUUCCGUCUCCCACAUAAUUCGCGUUAAUCAUUCGCUCUCCAACCAUCAUAAUAUAUAAUAAAUCUCCGUGUGCGUGUCGUCUGUGUCUGUGUGUUUGUGUAUAUUUUAUGCUGCUCUGCUGUACAUAUGUACAAUAUUAAUCGUCAUCGUCUUCAUCGUCAUCAUCGUCAUCGUUAUUGUUGCUGUUGUUGUUGUUAUUUGCUCGGCAUUUCGUAUCAAAUAUAAAAAUAUAAAUCAUUUGUGUUCUUCGGUGUUGUCUCGUGUCAGUGUCUAUAAUUUGUUCAAAUACGACAAGCGAUCAAGCGCUAAACCCAAGCGGAAGACCAAAAAAAAAAAAGCAACAACAACCAUCAUCAGCAACAACAACAACACUUUUCCAAAGAUAUGGCAAAUAUUUUACAAUUGUGCGCUCAUCGAUUUGCAUCUCAAGCAUCAACAACACAAAAACAAGUUGCAGCUGGAAACGCCUAGCAGCCUGAAAUUUGUGGCAAACAUUGUGUGAUUCCCCCCCCAAAACAAACAAAACAAAACAAAGCAAAAAAAAAAACACCCAGUGGGAAUUUGUCAACACACAAGGCUAUCAACGUUUGUUGGACUUUUAAAAAGUAAUGACUUAAAACUCCCGCAGUCAGUUGUUUAAAAGUUAUACACAAUAAUUCAAAAAAGUAAAGUAAACAAAAAAGUAAAAAAACGGCGCUCAGUUUUUAUCAACUUUGUUAAAAGGAAAUAAAUUGUUAAAUAAGAAACGGAUAACAACAAAAUAAUAACAAAAAAAUUAAAAUAAAUACUUAAUAUUUGACACAAAUGAAUAGCAUUUAAAUAGUAAGUAAAUAAGAGGCAGUAAAUAAAUUAAAUAUAAUCCCUACGUUACACAAACACACAAGCAAACAAACAGAAACAGAAGCAAACAAAACAAAAACCGCAACAACAAAAUAUUUAUAGCAAGGAAAUUAAGUAAAAAUUUAUGCAAAAAUAGAAAUGUUUCAUUUCCACAACUCGGUAAAUAAAAGCAAGCAAAAUAACAACAGUAACCACAACAACAAAAUAAAUAAUAAUAACAAUAAUAACAACAACAAAUAUAUAAGCCACAAAAUGCAUCUGCAAAGUGCAAAAACACUGAGCCAAAGUUUCGGAUGGAUGCAAGUCUUCCUACUACUGACACUCUUCGUGAUUGGUAAUCAAAGUGCCUGGCAGGAGAAUAUACGACCAAAACUCUAUGUGGAAUUAGGUCCCGAUGAUAUACUGAAAUUUCUGGGCAACGAGAGUGUCGUGGAUCACUUCAAGCUCGUCACCAAGGAUGGCAACAGCCUGCUCAUCGGUGCCAGAAAUACCGUAUUUAAUUUAAGCAUACACGAUCUAGCGGAACAGCAACGUCUGAUAUGGACGUCGCCGGAGGAUGAUACCAAAAUGUGUCUCGUCAAGGGCAAAGAUGAGGAGGCCUGUCAGAACUACAUUCGGAUCAUGGUGGUGCCGUCGCCAGGUCGUCUGUUUGUGUGUGGCACGAACUCGUUUCGGCCGAUGUGCAACACGUAUGUGAUCAACGACAGCAACUACACGCUGGAGGCCACCAAGAAUGGACAGGCUGUGUGUCCCUACGAUCCACGACACAAUUCCACCUCAGUGCUGGCGGACAACGAACUAUACUCAGGCACUGUAGCCGAUUUCAGUGGCAGUGAUCCGAUUAUCUAUCGUGAGCCUCUCCAGACGGAACAAUAUGAUAGCCUCAGUCUCAAUGCGCCGAAUUUUGUGAGCUCAUUUACGCAGGGAGAUUUCGUGUAUUUCUUCUUUCGGGAAACGGCGGUGGAAUUCAUCAACUGCGGCAAGGCGAUUUAUUCGCGCGUCGCACGCGUCUGCAAAUGGGAUAAAGGCGGCCCGCAUCGUUUCCGCAAUCGCUGGACCUCGUUCCUCAAGUCUCGCCUGAAUUGCUCCAUACCGGGCGACUAUCCGUUCUACUUUAAUGAGAUACAAUCGGCAAGCAAUCUCGUCGAGGGACAGUACGGCUCCAUGAGCUCCAAAUUGAUUUACGGCGUUUUUAAUACGCCAACAAAUUCAAUUCCCGGCUCAGCGGUUUGUGCUUUCGCCUUGCAGGACAUUGCCGACACAUUCGAGGGACAGUUCAAGGAGCAAAGCGGCAUCAAUUCCAACUGGCUGCCAGUGAAUAACGCCAAGGUUCCUGAACCGCGACCCGGCUCCUGUCACAAUGAUUCACGAACACUUCCGGAUCCCACAUUAAAUUUCAUCAAAACACAUUCACUAAUGGACGAGAAUGUUCCGGCAUUUUUCGGUCAGCCGAUUCUCGUGCGGACGAGCACAAUCUAUCGCUUCACACAAAUCGCUGUCGAUGCCCAGAUCAAAACGCCCGGCGGCAAGACAUAUGAUGUGAUUUUCGUUGGCACAGAUCAUGGCAAAAUCAUCAAGUCAGUGAAUGCCGAGUCAGCAGACUCGGCGGAAAAAGUGACCUCAGUGGUCAUCGAGGAGAUCGAUGUGCUGCCCAAGAGCGAACCGAUUCGCAAUUUGGAAAUUGUGCGCACCAUGCAAUACGAUCAACCGAAAGAUGGCAGCUACGACGAUGGCAAAUUAAUCAUUGUGACAGAUAGUCAAGUGAUAGCCAUACAACUGCAUCGAUGUCACAAUGACAAAAUCACCAGCUGCAGUGAAUGCGUCGCAUUGCAGGAUCCGUAUUGUGCCUGGGAUAAAAUUGCUGGCAAGUGUCGCUCGCAUGGCGCGCCACGUUGGCUCGAGGAGAACUAUUUCUAUCAGAAUGUGGCAACGGGUCAGCAUGCCGCAUGCCCCUCAGGUAAAAUCAACUCGAAGGAUGCUAAUGUGGGGGAACAAAAAGGUUUCCGCAAUGACAUGGACUUGCUCGAUUCGAGGCGUCAGAGCAAGGAUCAGGAAAUCAUUGACAACAUCGAUAAGAACUUUGAAGGUCCACAAAUCUCUGCAGAUAUUAUCAAUGCACAGUACACGGUGGAAACUCUCGUCAUGGCCGUCUUGGCUGGUUCGAUAUUCUCGCUGCUUGUGGGCUUCUUUACAGGCUACUUCUGUGGCCGUCGUUGCCACAAGGACGAAGACGACAAUCUGCCUUAUCCCGACACUGAAUACGAAUACUUUGAGCAGCGUCAGAAUGUGAACAGUUUCCCAUCUUCGUGCCGCAUUCAACAGGAGCCAAAGCUGCUGCCCCAGGUGGAGGAGGUGACGUAUGCGGAGCCGGUGUUGCUGCCACAGCCGCCGCCGCAGAACAAGAUGCACUCGCCAAAGAACACGCUAAGGAAGCCACCGAUGCACCAGAUGCAUCAGGGACCCAACUCGGAGACGCUCUUCCAGUUCCAACCCGAUGGCUACAACACACAGCAAACAUAUCGCGGACGCGACAACUUUGGCACGUUGCGCUCGCACCAGGUGAUGGGCGACAACUAUAGACGCGGCGAUGGCUUUUCGACCACUCGCAGCGUCAAGAAGGCUGUAAACAACACAAACACACGUAACAGAAGUCUUGGUCGCGCAAGAAGACAGCCGCCCCGUCAUGGUAUCGUAACUCAGCACCGUUCAAAUAGCCCACAGCAGCAGCAACAGCAACAACAGCAGCAGCCGCAUUCCAGCUCCGGCUCAUCGCCCGUAAUGUCGAACAGCAGCUCCAGUCCAGCGCCGCCAUCCAGCAGUCCCAGUCCGCAGGAGAGCCCCAAGAAUUGCAGCUACAUUUACCGUGAUUGAUUGAUAUGUAACACCAAAUCGAUGCCACUCAUCCAGGCGCCAACUCCUCCACCUCCCCUUGGUUCACCUCCCCAACAGCAACAGCAACAACAUCAGCAACACUUCCAGCUACAGCAGCAAAAGCAACAACAGCAACACGCAAAGGCUUCUUCUACCAGCAAACAGCUAGCCAAGUCCAUGCCUGUUACACCCAUUCAGCCGCAGUCGCCCACAGAUUCAACAACCGCUGUCCAGCAUCAUUUCAUGGCCAUGCCACGUUCUCCCUCCUACGAGUUGUACGACGCUGCAACAUCGCGUCCUCCUCAUCCUCCGCUCUUUCGUCACGCUCACUCGCAGUCCGAUGCCGCCGCCUUCCGCCUGCAGCAACAACACUACGAGGACUACGACGACGAUGACGAUGACGGUGAAGAGGAUGAGGAUGUGGAUGAAGGUGAAUUGGAUGACGAUGUCGAGGACACUUCAUCGUUGGCCAUGAUUACACCGCCGCCGCCGUAUGACACUCCUCUGGGUGCUGCCUCCAGUUCUGCGGCACCACCGCCGUUGCCACCGCCACGCAAAUUUCGCUUUGGCAAUCGCGAGCUGUUCAGCAUGAGUCCGGGCACACCCAAAUCCAAUGCCAUAACGCCCACAAAGCUCAGUGCUGCGGCUGCGGCCAUGUUUGCCACGCCCCAAAUGGCACAGCUCAAUCGCAAGUGGGCGCAUCUGCAGCGGAAGCGGAGGCGAAGGAACAGCAGCAACGGCGACUCAAAGGAACUCGAUAAGCUCGUCCUGCAAUCCGUCGACUGGGAUGAGAAUGAGAUGUAUUAAAAUCGGUAAAUAAGCGCAUUUCAUUUUACUCACUCCUAAAUAGUAACUACUACUACAACUACUACAGCAACUAACUCCAAUCGUAGCAAGAACAGCAAAACCUAUAGAAUAACUAUGCAUAACAAACAAAUGUAUCGAUAGUAAAUAUCGAUAGUAACAAUCGUCUGUGAAGAUUGUACUUUCUGUAAAUUAACAUUAGCCUGCGAUACACACUCUUAGUCCCCCUCUCCCCCACACACAUUGAAACACGAUUUUUGAUAGCCAUCCAAAUUUGCAGUUAAUACGAGAGCAUUGUUCAUUUUUUGCCAAUUUUAGAUGCGACUUUACAAAAUACGGCAAUUAUUAGGCAGGAGCAAACUUAGCACGCAAGCCAAACAACAUUUAGAAUUGUACAGGAACAAGCAAACUUAUAUACAGUACUAUAUAACAUUCUUAGUUAUAGCUGGGGGUUGUCUCAAUUGGAUCGAUAUAUUACCAACUUUUGAAUUAUUUUGCAAUAUUUUAGUAUUUUAUGAAUAUGUACUUGUCCGAUAAUCAUAAAAUCUGGUCACAUUUUUUGGUUGGAUCGGAAGGAACUCCAAAAAGAAAGAUAUAAAUCAAAUUCAUAAACAGUUGUCCGAUAAUCAUGAACUCUGGACACACUUUUUGGUUCAAUUUGAGAAGCAAUCUUUUGGGGAUGAAUCCAAAAAGAAAUAUAUAAAUGGAAUUCAUAAAUACUUGUCCGAUAAUCGUGAAAUCUGGUCACACUUUUUGGUUCGAUUUGCAGGAAAUCAAAUUCAUAAAUAAUUGUCUGAUAAUCAUGAAAUCUGGUCACACUUUUUGGUUAAAUUUGAAGAAAACUCCAAGAGAAAGGUAUGCAUGCAUUUCAUAAAUAAUUGUCCGAUAAUCAUGAAAUUUGGUCACACUUAUCGGAUAAAUUUGAGUAUCAACUCUUUGAAAAUCUAAAAAUGGGGAAGUAUAAAUCAAAUUCAUAAAUACCUGUCCGAUAAUCAUUACAUCUGGUCACACUUUUAAGUUCGAUUCAAGGUAGCAAUCCUUUGGGGGAAAUUCAAAAAAAGGGAAAGUAUAAAAUCAAAUUGCUGGAAUGGCUCGCUGACAACAACAACAUGAGAUCUAGGUGCAUAUACAAGUGCAAGUUACAGUUUUUAUUCAUUUUGUUGGCUAAUAGACAACUCACACAAAUAUACACACACACUUGCACACUUACAUGCAUUUGUAGCUGUUUAUCGCUGUGUGUAGGUGUUUCCCAAUACUUAUACAAUACUUGAUAAUAUAAUAUCGCGCAUACGCCCCAUACGGCAGGCAAAACUAAACAUUUAGUCACAAUCGAAAGGGAAUAGUUUGCAAAUUUUUGAAAUUAUUACAGAUUUAUGAUAUAUCUACACAACCAGCAGAAGAAGAAAACAAUAAGAAAACCAAGAAAAAACUGCAAAAACAAUUAAUAACAAUGAGAAUUAUACACAGGAUUUAUAAAAAUAGUUAUAUUAUAUUAUAUAUACUUAUAUAUACCGAGAGAGCUGCUAAUUAUACGCGAAAACUAAGAAGCGAAGAGAUCAACUCGAGACAGCUAAGUAGGAACGCAAAAAAAAGGGCAUUAUAUUGUUAAAGGACAUUAUAGGAAUGGUCUGAUCGGAGAUGGCAUGCAUAUUUUACACGAUAUUACUCUAUAUACAUACAACUAGAACACAUACACUUACACUUAUUGUACAGUUUUUGAACGAGAAACAUUAGGGAUUUCGAAAAAUGCAAUUUGUAAAUAGAAAAUAUAUUAAAAAGAAAGAAAGAAAUAAGAAGAAAAACACAACAUACUCGUAAUACAAAAUAUUAUACAAGACAUACAUACAAUUUUUUGCAUUUAACAAAACGACGACAAACAAACAAAAAAAAAAUAGUAAAAAUAUACAAAAAAGCAAAAGUUAAGAAAAUACAAAAACAAAGAAAAGAACAAAAAAAAAACGAAACGCUUAUUACUGAUUUACAAAUAAGUAAAAUACCAAAAUAGUAAGAACAAAAAAUAAGAAAGCAAACAAAUUAGUUGUAAAAUUACUAAGAUAUGAAAUUACAAUACAAUCCAUUUAUAGUUGAGAGACAGAGAAAUAUUGCUCCUGUUUUGCUUUGAUUUCGAUUUCACGUUCGAUUUCGAUAUCGAUUUACGAUUACCGAUUAACGAUUUACGAUAUUAUGCCUAAGCUUAUAUGGAACUGCCAACAGCUUACUCAUCAUCAUUAUUAACUACAACACAUUGCUUGACUUUAUUAGAAACUGAAACCCAAAAUCCAAAAGAGAAGUAGAUGAUCCACACAUGAUACCUAUAUAGCAUAUAUAGCAGACCGAAUAGGAAUAAUCCCACUCUCCCUCUCUAUCUCUAUCUCUUUAACUGUGUUGGUAGUGGCCAGGCUUUGUUUUGUUUGAAAGUUCUCAAGGAACAAGAAUAUAUAUUAUAGGAAUAUUUGUCAAUUUGAUUUGCAGCCUUCGAUUUGAUAAUGCUUAACACUUAAUCCCCUUAUUAAUCACUCUACUUAUAUACAUAGAUAAACAUUUGAACUAGCUAAGUAUACAACUUGUAAAAAAAAGAAAAAGAAAAACUUGUACAGCAGAGUGUUUAUAGCAGCAACUGUACAGAUCAAUGUGUAUGUGCGAAAUGUGCCAUAAAAACGAAAAGGUUAACCGAAGACUAUAUACCCAGUCUAUAUAGCAUCCGAUAUAUUACUCAGAAAUAUCUCUUUUUCAUUUCCCUCACUCUUAUUUGAGAUGAAAGCAAUUGGCUUUUUUAACUUUUUGAGUGUACAUAAAGAGAGGGAGAUUUGCAAAAGAAAACAAAAAAAAAACACGUUUUGUUCACGAUUUUGUUGUUUGAAGAAAAGCGAGAAAUUUCUUAUAAAGUGAUCGAUCAAAACGUAGUGAAAAUCAUAACGUAACAUUAGCUAUAGAGACUUUACAAGUAAUCGAUAUAUAUAUAUAUACAAAUAUAGUAAUCGUUAGCAUUUAGGGCGUUAAUAUUACGUUUCUCUUUCGAAGUGUGAAGAGGGGUGAACGAAGGACCUUUUGUAUAAAGCUUGAGGAUGAGAAGGAGAAGCAGGAGGAGGAGGAGGAGGAGGAACACCCGGUAAACAGAAUACAGAAUAGAGCAGCAAUAAGCUAAAGAGACAAGAUUUUGCAUUGCACAUAUUAAGGCAAAAUGAAAACGAAAACGAAAGCGUAGUAAUAUCUAAAUCAAAGCAAAUGUAUAAAGAAAUGAAAACAAAAAUCAACUAAUACUAGAAUAAAAACAAAAUCCAGUAAACUCGAAAAUAUUAAGCAAACAUUUCUUCUGGCAAAAAAAAAAAACAAA
Molecule: messenger RNA, 8135 nt
Organism: Drosophila nasuta
Lineage: Eukaryota; Metazoa; Arthropoda; Insecta; Diptera; Drosophilidae
Gene: Sema1a
Product: semaphorin 1a
Exons: 22
Biological process (GO): positive regulation of cell migration; semaphorin-plexin signaling pathway; axon guidance
Cellular component (GO): plasma membrane
Molecular function (GO): semaphorin receptor binding; chemorepellent activity
Source: RefSeq, a predicted model, not a curated record